UUUGCUUUCACGAUCUUUUUUUUUUUCAAGAGGUGAAUUAAUGCGAGCAUAUAGCACGAAUCUUACUUCACUUGAUUUAGACCAGUCGCACAUUGUCAGGUUUUUAGUGGGUUCUGAAACUCCUGCUUUCGUCACCUGUCAAGGUUCUUUUUUGUCAGUGCGGUAUUCAACUUCUUAUAAUCGAGUUAAAAAGCUGCGCGGUUUGUGGGGAUUCUCCAAGAAGUGGAGUGAGUAUGUCCUGUUAAAGAGUGAGGAUCGAUCCUGGAACUUGCUUUUUGUUUGUUUGGUUGAUGGGAAAGUGAAGGAAAAACAGAAGAAAAGUAUAACUGCUUGUUAGCGGAACAAACAUAUGGCGACACUUGGUGAUAUAGGAGUUGCAGCAACUAUCAAUAUACUCACUGCAUUUGCUUUCUUUUUGGCAUUUGCUAUUCUUCGGAUUCAACCUGUAAAUGAUAGGGUCUACUUUCCGAAAUGGUAUCUCAAGGGUUUAAGGAGCAGUCCACUUCAUGGUGGAGCACUUGUGAGCAAGUUUGUCAAUGUGGACUUCAGGUCAUAUGUGAGGUUUCUGAGCUGGAUGCCAGCAGCAUUGCGGAUGCCAGAGCCUGAGUUAAUAGAUCAUGCAGGCUUGGAUUCUGCUGUUUACUUGAGGAUUUAUUUGAUAGGGCUUAAAAUUUUUGUUCCAAUUGCCUCCCUUGCAUUUGCAGUCAUGGUACCAGUUAAUUGGACCAAUACGACCUUAAAGCGUUCCAAUUUAAUAUACAGCAACAUAGAUAUGCUCUCUAUAUCAAAUAUUCCUACUGGAUCACGUAGAUUCUGGACCCAUUUAGUAAUGGCUUAUGCUUUCACCUUCUGGACAUGCUACGUAUUGAAAAGGGAGUAUGAGAUUGUGGCAGCAAUGAGGUUGCAUUUUCUUGCAUCAGAACAACGGCGGCCAGAUCAAUUCACCGUAUUGGUUAGAAAUGUGCCUCCAGAUCCUGACGAAUCAGUUAGUGAACUUGUGGAACAUUUUUUUCUUGUCAACCAUCCAGAACACUAUCUCACACAUCAGGUUGUUUAUAAUGCCAACAAACUCUCUGAAUUGGUCAAUAAGAAGAAAAAACUGCAGAAUUGGCUUGAUUUCUAUGAACUUAAAUAUUCAAGACAUCCAUCUAGAAAGCCCUCGUUGAAGACUGGUUUUCUUGGCCUCUGGGGGAAUAGAGUGGAUGCGAUUGAUUUUUAUAUAUCCAAGAUUGAUAGACUGACUAAAGAAAUAAACUUGGAGAGAGAUAAGAUUUUGAGCAACAGUAAAUCUGUCAUGCCAGCAGCAUUUGUUUCCUUCAAAACUCGAUGGGCAGCCGCAGUUUGUGCACAAACUCAACAAACCAGAAAUCCAACUCUAUGGUUGACUGAGUGGGCACCAGAGCCUCGUGAUGUUUAUUGGGAUAAUCUUGCUAUUCCAUAUGUUUCACUUGCAAUUAGAAGACUUAUCAUCGCUGUCGCAUAUUUCUUCCUGACUUUCUUUUUCAUGAUUCCCAUUGCAUUUGUACAAUCCCUUGCAAAUAUAGAGGGCAUUGAGAAAGCUGUGCCUUUCCUAAAGCCCAUAAUUGAAGUGAAGGUCAUUAAGUCAUUCAUUCAAGGUUUCCUUCCAGGAAUUGCUUUGAAGAUUUUUCUUAUUUUUCUACCCGAUAUAUUGAUGCUAAUGUCCAAAUUUGAAGGGUUUGUUAGUCGAUCAUCCCUGGAGAGGAGAUCUGCUACUAGAUACUAUAUUUUUCAAUUUAUUAAUGUAUUUCUUGGGAGCAUAAUCACCGGAACUGCAUUUCAACAGCUAGACAAUUUCAUGCACCAGUCAGCAAAUGAUAUCCCAAAGACAAUCGGGGUCUCAAUUCCAAUGAAGGCAACAUUUUUCAUAACUUAUAUAAUGGUUGAUGGGUGGGCCGGAGUCGCUGGGGAGAUUCUGAGGUUGAAACCCUUGAUAAUCUAUCACUUAAAAAAUUUCUUCUUGGUGAAAACUGAAAAGGAUAGGGAGGAGGCAAUGGAUCCUGGAACCCUUGGUUUUAAUACUGGAGAACCUCAAAUACAACUUUAUUUCUUACUUGGUCUUGUUUAUGCUGUGGUGACCCCCUUCCUUCUUCCAUUCAUAAUAAUUUUCUUUGUGCUGGCAUUCGUUGUAUAUCGUCAUCAGAUUAUAAAUGUCUACAAUCAAGAGUACGAGAGCGCUGCAGCAUUCUGGCCUGAUGUCCAUGGACGCAUCAUAACUGCCCUGAUUGUCUCACAGUUACUACUAAUGGGAUUGUUAAGCACAAAAGAAGCUGCUCAAUCAACACCUCUGCUCAUCACACUUCCAAUACUAACCAUAUGGUUCCAUAGGUUCUGCAAAGGGUGUUAUGAACCUGCUUUCGUUAGAAAUCCUUUACAGGAAGCAAUGAUGAAAGAUACAUUGGAACGUGCAAGGGAGCCGAAUUUCAACUUGAAAAGCUUCCUGCAAAAUGCUUAUAUCCAUCCAGUUUUCAAAGGGGUAGAAGAUGAUGAAAGUGAUCCAGCUGUUGAGGAGUUUGAGGAGGAACCUGUGCUCAUCCCAACCAAGCGAAAAUCGCGAACAAAUACUCCAUUGCCUAGCAAAUAUAGCGGUUCUUCAUCACCCUAAGUUAAUUUUCACUGACAUUCUCAACCUUAGAAAGUUUUUUUAAGUAAACCUGAGGCUAGAACAAACUUAAGACGGGUGAUGCUUGGACUUCGGAUACACUAUAAAUGAGAUAGAUCAAAGCUGAGAAAUAUUACAAUGUGCAGCAACAAGUAAAUGAAAAUGGAUAUUAGAUAAUACUAAAAUUGUACGAUUCUCAUGUUAAUUUUAACAUAAAUUUUUUACCUUUGACUCGAUGUAAUCCAACAA
Molecule: messenger RNA, 2869 nt
Organism: Pistacia vera
Lineage: Eukaryota; Viridiplantae; Streptophyta; Magnoliopsida; Sapindales; Anacardiaceae
Product: CSC1-like protein At3g21620
Exons: 12
Coding region: 350-2623 (757 amino acids)
Cellular component (GO): plasma membrane
Molecular function (GO): calcium-activated cation channel activity
Source: RefSeq, a predicted model, not a curated record